Oreochromis niloticus (Nile tilapia) is the source of this 772-nucleotide messenger RNA. RefSeq lists its product as uncharacterized. NCBI's taxonomy places the organism in Eukaryota, Metazoa, Chordata, Actinopteri, Cichliformes, Cichlidae. The record is from RefSeq and is a predicted model, not a curated record. Bases 108 to 716 code for a protein of 202 amino acids. The transcript has 6 exons.
UGCAGUACAAUGUAGCCUAAUCCGGCUAAUGUAACAAGUGUGAUAAAACCGUAUUUUCAAUAAUAUAAAGUGGCCAAAUGAAGUAACAUAUUAAAGACUUUAUUAACAUGCCUCACCUAAAAUGGCAUGUUGGCAACAUUCCUAACGGACCAAGCUUUGGAGUUUUCCGCCAACAGCACGGGGGUGGACCAGUGCGCAGGCCAAGAGGCGGGAGAACCAGACAUCGCCAGUUAACGUUUAACGGGUCAGUACUAAGGAAUCCGACACUGACCCACUACCGAUCUCAUAGGGAUGCCACUCCUGCUACUCGGGUGGUCGUUCCUGUAAACCUAAAUGCCGCUGAAUUCAGGCAGGCACUACGGGACAAUAUUGCAGACAUACCUUUGCAGUUCGAUCUAUGCAAAGUGAAUGGACAGCGGCUCAUUCUUCCUCUUGAAGAGGAGACGCCCCAAGAAAUUAGAGCAAGAAACCUACUGGGUCGCUCCAAUCUUUAUAUCCGUCCAAAGAUUACAGAAGCCAAUGACGACUCAACUGGUGAAGUGGUGCAGUCUGAAAUGGCAAUUGUGCUGCAUGACACAGAGACACCUGACCAUGGCAGGCACAAUGUACAGGAGCCAGAGGUUAUCAGUGGUCUGCAUGAAAACCAUACAGCUAAUUCUAGUAGGCCUGGUCUCCAGGAACCAGAGGUUAACAGGCAAGUGGUAGUUGAUGAAUAACAUGCCAAAACUGAAGUGUAAACUGUAACUUAUUGUCUAUUUACCUAUGGUGUGUG